CCAUCGCCGAUCCUCUCCUGUUCAGCAAAGCAACCAUCGGUCUAGAAGAAUGGAAACGGGGUUCGAGAGAGAAGGCAAUUUCAUAGCUAUCUAAGUUCUUCGCAAUGCACAAGCAACGCCGUUAUGUUCUUACACUGUACCAUUUAGACGAACAUUGGGUGGUGGUGGCCUUCACUUUCGAAGAAGGGUCGGUGACGUAUCUUGAUCCACUCCGACGAAAGAAAGGCUAUGAGCAGCGCGACUUCAAAGCCGUCAAAACACUCUUCGAAGAGGCGUGGAAAAAGGCGGUAACUGAAUAUGAGUUGCCAAGCUACGGUGGGAAGAAAAUAACCCAUCACAGAAACUUUCCAUGCAUACAACAGCCGCAAGGUACGAUCUUCUGUGGAUACUACUGCGCGUACAUCAUCCGCAAUUGGAUCACCAAUUUCAAGCCCAAGACGAAGAUGACCUACCAGCAGAUGGUGGAUUACUUCAAGACGGAAUCAGAAUAUGGACACAACCCACCUGUUCUUGUGUUCGAUAUUCAGAGGGAGAUAGCCACAAUUCUCAACAAAGAGGUCCUGAAGGAAAACAGUGAUUUUUAUGAAGGCGAGGUUGUGCCGAUGUAUUGA
Molecule: messenger RNA, 611 nt
Organism: Brachypodium distachyon (stiff brome)
Lineage: Eukaryota; Viridiplantae; Streptophyta; Magnoliopsida; Poales; Poaceae
Exons: 2
Coding region: 105-611 (168 amino acids)
Biological process (GO): proteolysis
Molecular function (GO): cysteine-type peptidase activity
Source: RefSeq, a predicted model, not a curated record